Micromonas pusilla CCMP1545 is the source of this 357-nucleotide messenger RNA. RefSeq lists its product as uncharacterized. The coding region runs from base 1 to 357 and encodes 118 amino acids. NCBI's taxonomy places the organism in Eukaryota, Viridiplantae, Chlorophyta, Mamiellophyceae, Mamiellales, Mamiellaceae. The transcript has a single exon. The record is from RefSeq and is a predicted model, not a curated record.
AUGUGCCCGAUCAAGCCCGGCGCCGCGGUCCCGACGAAGCCCGGGGUGUACUGGCGCGACACCAGCGCCUGGGUGCGCUACGCGGACGCGUCCGCGACCAAGAUACGCCUCGCGGAGGCGCAGGCGUCGCUCGCGAAGAAGGAGGCGCCCGGGAGCCCGCGCGGGCCGCUCGAUAGGGCUCCGUCCCCGGCGCCCUCCCCCAGCGCGAGCUCGUCGCCGUGGCUGUGCGAGACGAUCGUCGACCUGGGCGACAUCGGACCGUCGUGGCUCGGCGGCGGGUCGUACCGCGUCGACCUCGCGCGCCGCGAGCAGAUCUCCCCGCGCGGGUUCGUCCGGCCGCUCCUCAUCGUGGAUUGA